AUGCUCCCUGGCAAAGUGGUGCCUCGACAGAGGCGGGCCGCUGGCGAGCGCAGAGUGAUGAGAGAGAAAACGACCGGCGGCCGUCUCCCACCAACCGACGCACCUCAUUUUCGUUUCACUUUGUUUGCCAGGGCACGAGUUUAGCAGCUUGUUUCUCAAAAAAAAAGUGCUGGGAGUUCACUCGAAUUUUUUUUCGUCUUGCCAGUCCUCCUCCUACUGGCAAACCCCUACACGAAACUCAGACUCGGCCGUUGCUCGCGUCAGCGUCGAACCGUUCUUUUUUUUUGCUCGCAAAACGACGCCCAACGGUUUCACCAGCUCUUUUGUUGUCUACGGUAGCCUUUGUUUGUAUUCAUCAAGUUUUUGAGCUUUUUUUGAGUUUUUUUCAAAUUUUUUUCACUUCUGUUUUUUUCCAGAGAAGAAGAAACUGAAUUUUUUAUGUUUUUUUUUUGAAGUUCAGCGAUUUUUUAAUUUCCAGAUUUUCUGAGUUAUCCAAGCAGACGGAACUGACGUUCUUUUCUGUUUGUUCAGUGCAAAACUUCAAGAAAUUGUUACUUAUCCUUUCUCAGAUUUUCAAAAGGUUUGAAAUUUCGAACUGAAGGCAUCCAGAAAACUUGAAGCUUCUUAUUGAAAAAAAAAAUCGAUGCAAGAACGGCAGUUCUUCCGCCAUAGAUUAUUUUAAUGACUCGUGCUCAAAAUGUGUAGAACAUAUGUGAAGCGUUUAUGGAGUCGCGCGAGGAAAUUUUCUCGCCUUCGUCCCUCUUUUUCCGCUUUUUGCCAUAUGCUUAAGUUCCCGCGUCGCCUCUUUUCUUUUUCGUUUAUUUUUCUUUGGAGUUCAGUUUACGUGAAUAUUCCGAUGUAAAAAGGCAUUUUUCAGGCAAUCCAUCACCAACCGGACGGUCUACUAG
Molecule: messenger RNA, 908 nt
Organism: Caenorhabditis auriculariae
Lineage: Eukaryota; Metazoa; Nematoda; Chromadorea; Rhabditida; Rhabditidae
Source: the annotation of a GenBank genome assembly